UCCUCCUCCCCUUCCCUCUCUACACUCAACCGUAAAGCUCACCACCGCCGCCAAGGCUGCGACCGCAGGAAUCCAAUCAACUGCCAAGAAGAACCAGCAAGUUGAGCCGCUUACUGCGCCUUGUGAUUUAAGCAAUAAUUUCGGGCAUGGAGACCAAGGAAUCCACGGUGGCAGGGCGGGUGGCGGCGGCGGACGGCAGCGGGGCCCGCGGUCGGCUGCCGCCGGGGUUCCGGUUCCGCCCUACCGACUUGGAGCUGGUUGUGCACUACCUCCGGCGCAGGGCGCUGUCGUCCCCGCUUCCCGCCGAGGUGGACAUCCCCGAAAUCCGCAUCCUCGCGCACGACCCUUCCGACCUCCUGCCCCCAGGGUGGGCAGAGGAGGAGCGGUACUUUUUCACUUGCAAGGAGGCCAAGUACGUAAAGGGCCGGCGCGCGAACCGCGCCACCGGCGCGGGGUACUGGAAGGCGACGGGGAAGGAGAAGCAGGUGGCCGUGAGCGUGCCGGCGCCCAAGGGCGGCGAGCGCCAGGCCGUGGUGGUUGGCAUGAAGCGGUCGCUGGUGUUCUACCGGGGGAAGGCGCCGAGCGGGCAGAAAACGGACUGGGUGAUGCACGAGUACCGCCUCGCCGGCGCCGGGCUCGCCCCGUGCCGCCGCGCGCAGGGCAGCGACGCUCCCGCGCAGCCUUCGGAGGGCUGGGUGCUUUGCCGGUUGUUCAGGAAAAAGAAGGGCGCGGCCACCGCCGCCGACCGAGCCGACGCCACCGAGUCGGCUCGAGAUCCAGUGGACGACGCCGAGAGCAGCGGAGUCCAGUUCAUCGACUUCUUCGCGCGAGCCGAUGCGCUUGGUCGGCCGCGCGCGGCGUCCCCGAAAUCUUCGAGCUGCGUGACCGACGCGUCGGCCGAACAUUGCAGAGAGCAGGAGAGCUCGAGCAGGAGCAGCUGAAGAAUGAAUGGGUAGCAGAGCAAGAAGCUAGAGAGGGAGAGCAUGUAGUAGUAAGCAAACGGAGCUUUUGUAAGUUAUUAUGAUGAUGGUCAGCACUCAGCAGGCUGCCGUUAAGCUUUGUAAGCUGCUUAACAGAGUUUGCAUAUGCAGAAACUAAUGUAUCAGGUUGAUUAA
Molecule: messenger RNA, 1115 nt
Organism: Lolium perenne
Lineage: Eukaryota; Viridiplantae; Streptophyta; Magnoliopsida; Poales; Poaceae
Product: NAC domain-containing protein 83
Biological process (GO): regulation of DNA-templated transcription
Molecular function (GO): DNA binding
Source: RefSeq, a predicted model, not a curated record